Molecule: messenger RNA, 2739 nt
Organism: Lineus longissimus
Lineage: Eukaryota; Metazoa; Nemertea; Pilidiophora; Heteronemertea; Lineidae
Product: ATP-dependent RNA helicase SUPV3L1, mitochondrial-like
Exons: 13
Coding region: 98-2503 (801 amino acids)
Biological process (GO): RNA catabolic process; mitochondrial RNA 3'-end processing
Cellular component (GO): mitochondrial degradosome
Molecular function (GO): hydrolase activity, acting on acid anhydrides; RNA helicase activity; ATP binding
Source: RefSeq, a predicted model, not a curated record
CCAUGUGAUGAAAAGUUACCCAAUUUUCUGGGAAAAACACGUACAAAAACAUCGUUUUCAAGAAAAAAAAUAAAAUAUUGAUAAACCUUGUAAAAUAAUGAAUGUUCUAGGUUGUCGCUGUGCUGUCAAAAGAACUCCACGACUCUGCAGUCGUCAGAUAUGGACCUUAAAUCGUUACAGAAUUCUGUCAUCUGCUAUUUUCCGUGUGCAUGAAGCCAAAACCAGUGCAUUGCCUUUGAACUCUGUCAAUGUCAUUGCACGUCACAAAUCGGACGAAAAGGAUUUAAGUUUACUGUUUCAACCGUUGCCAUUCAAGGCAAAGGAUAACCCUGAUGACAUCAAUGUUGGUGCUGAAUUGACUGGACAGAUUAGAAAAGAAAAUCUUCUACGAUUACUGAAUCAGUUCUACAGAAGAAAAGAGGUGAAGAAAUUAGCUGCUGAAAAUGGCUUGGACAAUCGAUUGUUCCAUCAAGCUUACAUCAGCUUUAGAAAGUUCUGUGUGGAUGCUGAAACGCUGCCAGUGGAUUUGCAUGUGAUACUGAGUGACAUACUACAGGAGGCUGGGCACGUUGAUGACAUCUUGCCAUACUUUCUCCGUCAUGCAAGGGAAAUAUUUCCUCAUCUUGAAUGCAUGGACGAUCUGAAGAAAAUCAGCGACCUGCGGCUUCCUGCGAAUUGGUACCCAGAAGCCAGAGCCAUUGAAAGAAAAAUUGUGUUCCAUGCAGGUCCAACUAACAGCGGCAAGACAUACCAUGCCUUGCAACGCUAUUUGGUGGCUAAGUCUGGGAUUUAUUGUGGGCCCCUGAAACUCCUUGCGACAGAAGUAUACCACAAGAGUAACCAAGCUGGAACUCCCUGUGAUCUCGUGACUGGUGAAGAAAGAAGAUAUGCAGCUGAUGAAGAAAACCCUUCAAAUCAUGUGGCAUGUACUGUUGAGAUGGCAAGUUCUGUCACACCAUAUGAAGUCGCUGUGAUUGAUGAGAUACAGAUGAUCAAAGAUCCUCAGAGAGGAUGGGCGUGGACUAGAGCUCUACUAGGUCUUUGUGCCAAGGAAAUUCAUGUGUGUGGUGAGGCAUCUGCAAUAGACAUGGUAAAGGAACUGAUGCUAUCUACCGGCGAUGAAGUCGAGGUCAAAAAGUACAAGAGGUUGACUAGGUUGACAUAUUUGGACAGAGCUUUAGAAAACUUUGACAACGUCCGCCCGGGAGACUGUUUCGUCUGUUUUAGUAAGAAUGAUAUCUACCAUAUAAGUCGACAGCUGGAGAAAAGGGGACAUACUUGUGCUGUGAUAUAUGGAGGCUUACCACCAGGUACUAAACUAGCCCAGGCACAGAAGUUCAAUGACCCAGAUGAUCCUUGCAAGGUGAUGGUAGCUACUGAUGCGAUAGGGAUGGGAUUAAAUCUGAGUAUCAAAAGGAUCAUCUUCUAUUCUCUAGUCAAGCCACACUUGAAUGAAAAAGGCGAGAAAGAAAUGGAUCUGAUAUCAACCUCACAAGCUCUACAGAUAGGUGGUAGGGCUGGUCGGUUUAACACCCAGUUUCAGGAUGGUGAGGUCACAACCUUCAGGUCGGAUGACCUUCAGCUUCUUAAGGACAUCACGAGUAGGCUGAUAGAGCCUAUUGAGCAAGCUGGUCUUCACCCCACUGCAGAACAAAUAGAACUGUUCGCCUUCCACCUGCCUAAAGCUACACUAUCAAACUUAAUAGACAUAUUUGUGACCCUCUGCGAGCUGGACAAUGAUAAGUACUUCAUGUGCAACGUGGAUGACUUCAAGUUCCUUGCCGAUGUGAUAGAGCAUGUUCCACUGCCAUUGCGGGCCAGAUAUGUCUUCUGCUGUUCACCUAUACCAAAGAAACAGCCAUUUGUGUGUACCAUGUUUUUGAAGUUUGCAAGACAGUUCAGUCGAGGAGAACCCCUGACACUAGAUUGGCUGUGUAGACAGGUUGGCUGGCCUGUCCAGGCUCCUCUCACCAUCGUGGACCUGGUACAUCUCGAAGGUGUCUUUGAUGUGUUAGAUCUCUAUCUGUGGCUCAGCUAUCGAUUCAUGGACAUGUUCCCGGAUGCCGUACAUGUGCGUGAUAUGCAACAAGAAUUGGACAAAAUCAUUCAGUUGGGCGUGUUUAACAUCACCCAACUUUUGAAAACGAGUGAGACAAAUAUUUCAAAUGGGCCUACUGAUGACGAGGACGAUUUUGAAAUUAAGAAACGAGGUCGGAGAUCACAGCGGGGACGUUUACCAGACACUGCUCUCGAUUUGGAUCUUAAUGAAAAACCUAAGUCUCUUGCAGACAGAUUUAAAAUGGCCAAGGCAGUCAAAGCGGCCAAAAUGCCAACGGGUAAAGUGACUGAGGAAUUGAUCAAACAGGGACUCCUUACACCAGAGUUGGUGGAUAAAUUACAAAAGGAAUGGAGUGAGCAGGUUGAUCAGGACAAAAGUAGAAAUGGGGAUGGAAAUGGGUCAUUGAGCGGGGGUGGGUUGAGGAAGAAUCCAAGGAGACGGUAGCAUAGGAUGAUUUAUUGCUGAACUUUUUAUUGAAUAGUCUAGAGAGUUUUGGUUGCGUCAACUCAAGUCCUGCCUAGUGUGUUCAACCUCAAUGUCCACAUGCAGCAUAGAAUGUUCCAACUAUGUCAAGAAAUUGGGACAAUUAAACUCCAAGAGCUUCAGCGUGAUAAAGCUCACCAACAAUGCGCAAUAACUUUCUGGUUGUCUAAACCUUGAGUUGAAGUGAUAUUUUGAAU